Molecule: messenger RNA, 276 nt
Organism: Adineta ricciae
Lineage: Eukaryota; Metazoa; Rotifera; Eurotatoria; Adinetida; Adinetidae
Source: the annotation of a GenBank genome assembly
AUGAUAAACAGUCUGAGUAGUGUUUCGAAAGCAAGUGAAAAAUCAAACAUAGUUCCAGAAAAGUUCGGUAGACGGCGACGUAUUGACGCUAACAAGUGGCACAAUGUCGUGGUAGUCUGGUUAGAAAACCGCACUGAUCCUACUGAUGAAUACUUUCAACAAACAAUUGAACAACUGGACAAGAACGUUCAAUAUCUUGAUAUAUUUAUGGAUAAUGAUGAAUGCAUUGAAUUCAUUGCUUGUUAUCCUGAUGCGCUAGUUGAUGAACAAAACUAA